Trichobilharzia regenti is the source of this 2478-nucleotide messenger RNA. The record is from the annotation of a GenBank genome assembly. Lineage: Eukaryota; Metazoa; Platyhelminthes; Trematoda; Strigeidida; Schistosomatidae.
AUGUCAACAUACAUAUAUUUCUUUGAUAUUGGAUCAUUUACACAAACAUGUGUAUUCGCAGUGAAAGCAACAUCAACUUUGUGUAUUUUAUGGAGUGCAUAUAUGCUAGCAAGAACACGGUUGUUUACUAAACGGGAUUCAGAUAUUGACAAUGAAAUUGAUCGUAAAAAGGUGAAGUAUGAACACAAUCCCGAAUCAGAAAUUAUUGCAGCAUGCAGCGAUUAUCCUCCGGGCAACCAAAUAGAUAAUCACAGUCUAUCAUCCUUAUCAUUUCUUAAAGACAGUAUUUUUAUCCGUAAUGGAGUGAAUAUUUUAUAUGGAUUAGUCUAUGGUAGUAAAAAGACUGAUGACACAAAUGCUAAUUAUGACAGUUCAACAAAUCCGAAUAAAAUGAUCACAGAAAGUAAGAAUGGCCUACUAACUACUGAAGAAUCGUGUUCAGAUGAAUUAAAUUUCUUCUAUCAAAUGGUGUGCAGUUUAUGUGUCAAGGCCGGGUUGGUUUCAGAUACUGCUUGUUCUCCUAAUAAACGAAGAAGUCGACUAUUGUCUUUGAGUAAAUAUCCAAAAGUUACCACAGAUUACUUACUACAACUUUUAGUCUCCUACAGUAAGGAUGUAAAAUUUCUUGAUCUACUCUAUGAAAAUGAACAUUUUGAAAAGUUAAUCGAUUGGCUUACAGUAAUCAGUUUAACUGCUUUAACUAAAUCAGAUGAUAGUUUGCUUGAAACACACAGUAAUCCACCGUCAGUGAAUCAACUUUUAUUCGAUGGAGGCGAAUUGACAAAUCGUUCUUGUAAUCCAGACAAUUCAAGACCUGAAUCAUCAAUUCCAGAAGUUGUCAAUAGUGGUGGUGGGGGUGGGGGUGUGCCUACAGCUCAUCCAGAGUAUCCAGUUCAUCUAUUAGUUGCUAAUUUUUUAGCAAAUAUAUCUCAGCAUUCUUUCAGUUAUAGAUUAAUAAAUCAUGAAAAUGUUAACAAACUACUCAGUCUUUGGGAGAUUUCUCCAAGUUUGCAUUUAAAUCUUCUCGGUGCAAAAAUUGAUCAUAAUAUAAAAGUUCAUUCUAAAUUGGCUGGCAUUUCGUGUUCAACAUCUCCAACACAAGCACCAGCAGCACCAUCAACAACAACGUCGACACCAGCAGCCGCAUCACAUUGUAAAUCAGGAGAGGAGUAUAGUCAAACUAAAGAUUAUGAUUCAUUGAAGUCAUUUCCUAUUUAUUGUCCAGAUAUUUAUAAAUUAAAUAUUUCAAAAGAUAUCGACGAAAAUUAUGACUUUGAUAUUGUCUUUGUAAAUGGUAUGCUUGGUAGUGUCUUUUAUACAUGGAGACAACAUGAUUCAAUGUUAACUACAGAUGCAACACAGUAUACAAAAUGUUGGCCUAGAGACUGGCUUUCUCGUCAAUUUCCUCGAGCUCGAAUAAUUGGUGUAGACACAUCACUGAAACCAUUCAUCUGGCAUUCGAUUUGUCCACUGCAGAAGAUGAGGCGUACAUUAGAUAAACGAGCUGUUGAUAUAAUGGAACAAUUGAAAAAAGCUGAAGUUGGCUGUCGACCUAUUGUAUGGAUUACACAUUCAGCAGGAGGUAUUCUUGUGAAAGAAAUGCUUCGUCUAGCUAAAUCUGUAAAUACCAGCGAUCCAUCUGAAGGAUAUGUGGAUGAACAAUCUCAUCUCAAUGCAACAUCAACCACUGAAAACUUCACACAUACUCCAAAAACUUACGGAGAUUUAUCACAAUUAGAUGAAAAAAAUCACUCCAUUCCAGUGGAAAGCAAUAAUCCUACUUCACUGCAUCCUAAUACUUCACCUCCGUGUAAAUGGUAUUGUCAUGAAAAUGAAAAUGAUGAAGUUGCCUCUAUGUCUAAACUUUACAACUCUGAUGACAUUUCAGCUGACGAGGAGAACAAAAUGCAUGAUGUAUCAGAUCUCUCCAGCGUAAAUCAACUGUCUAUCUCUCCCAACUGUGAUCGUUCACUAUAUGAAGAUUAUAGUGAUACUAGUUUAAUUAAUUUAUCAGAUGAUUCACAUCUGGCUCCUUCUGAAUAUCAAAAUCUGGCUAACAGUACACAUGCAAUUGUAUUCAUGAGUACACCACACAGAGGGAAUCAGUCGUUGUUCACUUUAUAUCGUCGGCCUUUCCGUUGGGCACUUACUCCUGAGGCUAUUCAACUUGAAAGAAACUCAAACUAUAUGUUGGAUCUACAUGUAUGGUUUAAUAUGUGGGCAUAUCGUCAGUCCGUCCGAGUGCUAUCUAUGGCUGAAAGUCGUGUAACACCAGUGAAUAGAUUUUGGUCAGUACUCUUGGUUCCAGAAGAUAUUAGAGAUCGUGAUAUGGGUGAAUUAGUACGCAUUGAUUCAGAUCAUUUAUAUAUAAGUAAACCAAUGUAUCCCAAUGAUUUAUCUUACACAUGUAUUGUUCGUUUUAUUGAGAAUUUGCCAUUGUUAAAUCAUCAAUCAGUCAGCCAGCCAGUCAGUCAGUAA